Molecule: messenger RNA, 1710 nt
Organism: Peronospora farinosa
Lineage: Eukaryota; Oomycota; Peronosporomycetes; Peronosporales; Peronosporaceae
Source: the annotation of a GenBank genome assembly
AUGUUUACGGCUACUUUACGUACGAGUCUGCGUAUGCAGCGCCUUGCAUCCGUAAAGCUCGUGCAAUCAUCGCCUAUCUUUGCACCUUCCUUUACCCUACGCACCUUUGCCAAUGCCAGCGCCGCGUCGCUCGGUAUUGAAAAGUUUGGUGUCACAAAUGCCAAGACUCAGGUGCAUCGUAACCUCAGCUACGAUGAGAUUGCUGCUCAUGAGAAGAAGAAUGGUGAGGGUGAAUUUGUCAAGAAUGGUACGUACACCAUUGACACGGGCAAGUUUACGGGUCGUUCGCCCAAAGACAAGUACAUUGUCGACCAGGCGCCAUCAAAUAAGAACAUUUGGUGGGGUGACAUUAAUCGACCCGUGAGUGCCGAAGUAUUUGAUGAGCUGUACAAGACUGUGACUAAACAUUACAGCUCAGCCGAGAAGGUUUACGUCUUUGACGGCUAUGCUGGCGCCAAUCCGGCGUCACGCAAGAAAGUGCGCUUUAUUACAGAACUUGCAUGGCAGCAUCACUUUGUGACCAACAUGUUCCUUCGUCCGCAGAGUAAGGAGGAGAUUGCUGACUUUAAGCCAGACUUUACUAUUGUAAAUGCUUGCAAAGUUACGAACGAGGACUAUAAGAAACACGGUCUUAACUCCGAGGUGUUUGUUGCUUUUAACAUUGAGAAGGACGUUGCUGUCAUUGGAGGCACGUGGUACGGUGGAGAGAUGAAGAAGGGUAUCUUCUCCAUGAUGAACUACUGGUUGCCAUUAGAUGGCGUUAUGGCCAUGCACUGCUCAGCCAACAAGGACAAAAAUGGGGACACGGCUCUCUUCUUUGGCCUGUCAGGCACGGGCAAGACCACGUUGUCGGCUGAUCCGCACCGUAACCUCAUUGGUGAUGACGAGCAUGGAUGGGAUGACGAUGGCAUCUUUAAUUUUGAAGGCGGAUGCUACGCCAAGACCAUCAAUUUGAGCCGCGAGAACGAGCCGGAUAUUUACAACGCCAUUAAGCGCAAUGCUUUGCUGGAGAACGUCUUCGUGGACGCGGAGACCAAGGAACCAGACUUCUACAACACGUCCAAGACAGAAAAUGGCCGUGUGUCAUACCCCAUCUAUCACAUCCCGAACCACGAGCCGUCCUCGACCGGCGGUCACCCGUCCAACAUUGUAUUCCUGACGUGCGACGCCUACGGUGUGCUGCCGCCCGUGUCCAAGCUGAGCGACGGUCAGGCAAUGUACCACUUCCUGUCGGGAUACACAGCCAAAGUUGCCGGCACGGAGCGUGGUGUGACAGAGCCCACGGCUACCUUUAGUGCAUGCUUUGGCGCAGCUUUCCUGCCCCUGCACCCGACAAAGUACGCUGAUCUGUUGCAGCAGAAGCUGAAGAAGCACAACACCUCUGUCUACCUUGUUAACACUGGCUGGACGAGCGGCGGCUACGGCGUCGGCAGGCGAAUGAGCAUCAAGAACACACGUGCGUGCAUUGACGCCAUCCUGGACGGCUCAAUUAAAACCUCCGAGUUUUCGGUGGACCCUAACUUCGGCUUCCAGGUGCCCAAGAAGCUGGCUGAUAUUCCCGAAAACGUGCUGAACCCGCGUGAGGCUUGGAGUGACAAGGCGGCCUACGACGUUACGGCCAAGAAACUGGCUAGUAUGUUUAAGGACAACUUUAAGAAGUACGUGUCGGCAGACGUCACGGAUUACUCUAAGUUUGGCCCUCAGGUGUAA